UAACGCCGACAACAGCAAUCCCAGCUCGCACUCCCUCCCACCACGUCCGCGGCAUAUCCUCGCUGUCCGCUAAUUGUCUUGGUCUGAUGAACACAUCUACGCGUGCCCUCACGCCCCUUUGGAGGGCGUCUUUGUCGCCUCUUUCGCGACAGGCAGCUGUCACACCGCCAACGAUCUUCGCGCGUACCCUUCAACGCAGCUUCGUCUCUACUACGCGGCCCGUUUCCAGAUCGAAACCUACCCUCCCGUCCUUCCAGCAGACCGCUAGCUCACUCCUCCGGGGGCAGCGGACAUGUCUUCCGCGCCGCUCCGUUCGCUUUCAGAGCCAGAAGAAGCCUUCACAGUCCCCGGACCCAACGCCCCAUUUGGGAAGUCCUGAACCGGUAUUGUCGCUCAGCCAGCGGCUGAAGAAGCUGGGCAAACAAUAUGGGUGGCUCGCGCUGGGAGUCUACAGUUUUCUCACUGUUCUCGACUUUCCUUUCUGCUUCAUGACCGUGCGGUUACUGGGGCCUGAGAGGAUAGGCCACUACGAGCACGUUAUCGUUGAAGGGGCCAAGAAAAUACUGCGAAUACCGUUUCCUAAUCUAUGGAAAGAAUCCGAAUCGAGUUCCCAAGAGGAUGUUUUGGAAGCCGCUGCAAGAGAAGGAUCUCCGGAAGGCUCUGCGACGACGACAGGCCGGGCCGAAGCAUCCCUAUGGACUCAACUUGUCCUAGCCUAUGCCGUACACAAGAGUCUCAUCUUCAUCAGGAUCCCACUCACGGCCGCCCUACUACCCAAGGUCGCUAAGCAACUGCGAGCCUGGGGAUACAAUGUUGGCAAAGCCAAGCCUACAUGACCACCCAUUGCACAUUCUCGCGCCAAUCUGCUUCUUUCGUGACGCUCUAUAGAGCAAUCCUCACUCCGCCUCCGCCUUGCUUUGGUGGUGUAUACGUAAUUGUACCAUAAGUGUAAACAUCUCUCUUAUUCUGGCUGUGAGUCAAGCUCCGGCAAUAUCAUUUUUUCUUCUUCCUCUCUUCUCUCCCUCAAGGCCACGUGUGAACCUUCCAUAUCGAGACCAUCGCCAUCUGACGUCGCCGUAUUCCUGUGCCUUUGGGGGAAGCGACUUGAAACUUGCAACCUACUUGUUUCUGGCACAUCUGAAACCACCCUUUCCCUCCACAUCCCUAUCUCACUAUCCAUGCCACGCAUCGGCUCGAUAAAGUUUCUCGCUUAUCGUCAGCAUGGUUUUAGCCUGCUUGAAGCUCGAAUGAAUCCUUACUCACCGCCACUCAUCUUCCGUAAUAUCAAGUCAAAAUCGCCACUACUGUAUGAACGCGCGAGUCGACAGGUCGCGGCUUUUGUUUUUUUGAGCCAGCAUCCCCUGAGAUAGAUGGAUCGAGGACGCAUGACUGUCCCGCAAGUUACAGCGCUGUCGAACGUUACAGCAUUGUCGUUCUUCAAGCAUACAUCCUGGCUCUCGAACAUUCUUUCGAAUCUUCUCCGCAUAUGUGGUGCUUCUAGUCUCGCGUCGGCUUCGGUCCUGUGCCGUCGUCCGCUUGAGUCUAAUGACUCACGGCGGCGGCGUUCAGGACACGUACAUCAGUCAGUCAUUUGACGUGGUCAAUGUAUAAUGUUUUCUUUGGCAUUGUAGGUUUUCCAGUGGACGUGCUGACGGUCCGAGGGUCUCGAUAGUGUUUGAAAUGGCGAUCCGAGUUCAAGCAUGUAUUAUCCGCUUGUGGAGGCAAUCUGAUUUCCUCGAGGUUAUGCUUUGGUCCCGCCACUGCCGAUAUUUGUAUCCUUUGUAAAUGAUAGUCGAGUCCACAGACUCUG
Molecule: messenger RNA, 1810 nt
Organism: Periconia digitata
Lineage: Eukaryota; Fungi; Ascomycota; Dothideomycetes; Pleosporales; Periconiaceae
Source: the annotation of a GenBank genome assembly